Chilo suppressalis (striped riceborer) is the source of this 520-nucleotide messenger RNA. Lineage: Eukaryota; Metazoa; Arthropoda; Insecta; Lepidoptera; Crambidae. The record is from the annotation of a GenBank genome assembly.
AUUUCAUCAUUUUGAUUGAGAAUUUUACUCGAUAAUCAAAAUAAUGACUCAGUGUACAUCUGAUUCUGAAGAAGAACUUUUGCUUUACUUUGAACUUGGUGACGAUGUUGAUAUUGAACAAUUCAAAAAUAUAAAUGUGUUAGGUGUAAAUUCAAAAAAUCCAAUUGUACAAAUGGAUGAUACCGUUUUUAUUGGAAAAUAUGAAAAUCCACUAGGGACAUACAUGUUUUUCAAGGAUGUACCCCCACCAAUCAGUGAAGAUCCAGUUUUUGAUCAAGUACCUGCCAAAAAUUUAGAAUAUCUAAGUAAAACAAGAAAGUUAAUAAAAAUGGAACAUACUUAUAUUACACCAAAUAAUAUGGAAGGUAACUCUGGCAAUGAAACACAGUCAUUGAACACUAUAGAACCUGUAACUUUUGAAAGUUAUGAGAAAGCCAUAGAAAACUUUAAAACUUAUUGGGAAUCCAUUAGUUCUGGAGAAAACUUAAAGAUGGAAUUAAAUAAAUGAAUACAUGUGAUG